This is a messenger RNA of Porites lobata, 2949 nucleotides long. The record is from the annotation of a GenBank genome assembly. NCBI's taxonomy places the organism in Eukaryota, Metazoa, Cnidaria, Anthozoa, Scleractinia, Poritidae.
AUGAAAACGUCUUCGUUGUGCUUUUAUUGUGUUCUGAUCAUCUGUUUUCUUGCCCAACUUGUUAACUGCCAUGCAAGUGUUGACGAAGGUAAGACUGGUUCGUAAGUACUGAAGGGCAACUCUCGGCUGGCGAGAUUUAACUGAUCUAACGCGUUCAUAGCACACGCGUUUCUAAAGCGGGCGACCGGUUAAAGCAUGGAUAGUAGAAAGACCAGGCUCUCUAUUAUCCAUGGUUAAAAUGAUUUCUCGAGCCUUAAGGAGACUAACACUGUUAUCUUCAUUACUACAAGAAACUCAUUUAUGGUUUUCAGUUUUAAAAGAUCGAAAUUAACGUACCCACUUAUUUUUCAGGGGUGGAUGUGAAAUCCACAGCACAAUGCCUGGCUAUUAAUGUUCAGGUACGGAAUCAGGAUGAGGAUAUUCUUACGGUUACAGGAAAGGAAAAUGACCAUGUUGUGAGUAUUGGGGAUUUUGAUAUCUAAAAACUGUAAGUUUCAGGGUUUUUUUAGCGGAGCUCUCGCGCGCGAAGCGCGCGCAGCGGAGCACCAUGGGUAAGAAAAUGUGGUAAUCUACCCAUCCGAGAAAAUUUGGUAAUCACGUGACCGUACGCCCGACCGUCCGUCCGCACCACAGGCAUACCAAUGUAAAAUAACUCAAUCAACAGGUAUGGCAACCCAAAUGCAACUCGAGGUUAUUUUGGCGGGAAAUCGCAUAACCACCCGCCUCUUGUAAAGCAGAGGCAGCUAAAGAGUCAAUAAAGACGAAACCGGAAAGCGGAAAUUGCUUCUGUAUCCGUGUUUUCUUAAGUAUUAAGCUUAAAUUAAUGAAAAUGUCCACAAAUUUGGAAUAUAGAGCAACAGAAAGACAGAGAAUCGUAGUCGUGCAAAACUACGGCAAAGAAAUGUACAAAAAAAGUGUGCUGCACGUGCAAAGUUGCUUUUUUGCUAAUUAGACCUAUUGCUGUUUUUCACCGUUCUCCGGCGUUGCCUUCGCCGCUUAGCAUUACACGAUUUCAUAUUUUGUUUGAACAAACUAUACAUUUUAUCGAGAGCUUCGCUUUUAGCCCUGGUUAAAUCUAUAUGUUAACUGUAGGGCUGCUAUGAGGUGAGCGGUCGGUAAGCGCAUUAUAUUAUAUCUGAUGGAAUCGGUCCUGGUUUUAUUCCAGUGCGGCGGAGACGUGCAGUUGUUUCCUAAGACGAUUUUCACAUCGUCUUUCUCUUCUCCAGAAAGUAGCUCAACCAAACUACGGUAGUAACUACAAAUCGCAAGUGAAAUUUCAAGGUCCACUUUGCAUGCCGGUGUAGAUACAAUAAUCGUAGUUUCCGUUGUGGCAACAAGCGUCGUCUAACAUCCGGUUCACCAGGAAAAUCAACAACUUGUCCGGCUCUCCCUUAACCAAUUAUGACCUGAUUAUGGCUGUUCUAUAACAGCCACUGAAUCAGAAUUAUAUUGUGCGAACUAUCUGAAGUCGAAGAUGCAGUUUAAUUAAAUCUCGCGUCACUUAUAUGAAAAGUUAAAGCAAUGAAUAUUCUUUGUAUUUGGUGUGUUCAGCAGCAUUUUUUUUACCAAGCAGCUGUGUCUGUUCUAGCUACAGUCCAACCCCCUUGAUACAGACACUGAGGGGGUCAUAGAAAGUGUCCCUAUUGACAGGAUGUCCUUAUUAAGCGGGUUGAAAAUGAGAAAAUGUAAGGACUUUCUUUCCCCGGGGACAAAGCAAACUACAGGUAUUCUUAAUAAUGAGGUCGGUCCGUGAAGCGGAGUUUGACUGUUGCUCGAGUUGAAACUAUGUGUAUUCUACAAUCCCCUAUAUUGUUGUCAUAAUCUGCAAAUUUUAUUGUUUUCAGAUAAGUUAUGACUUCUUAACAUCAGCCGAUGAUCCAGCCACCUCUAACGAGGAGGGUAAGCAACGAUAUUCUAUCGGACUCCAUCUAUCAUCUCUCAAGCUGCAUCUCACGCUGAACGUGGAUGACAAGUGUGAAACAGAAAAAUGGAAUGGACUGAAAGGACGCAGUAAAAAGUUAUUCAAAAGCGAGGCAAGUUUAAACUGUAUAGUUAUUUCGGUCAGAAUCCAUUCCAAAGAAGAUGUUUAAUAAGCGUCUAUAGUCGAGCUUCCGAGUGCCCCAUAAGCGACCAUUUAUCAUAAGUGAUCACCUCCCCCCACAAGCGACCAGUUACUUAAUGCGACCAGUCUUAUCAUAAGCAGCUAUAUGCGUCCACCUAUUUUAAGCGACUAAGGGACAGACCAUUAGAAAAGUUAUGGGGGCGAGAUGGGAAUUUUCUAGCCGCAGGAAUUUUUUUUCGUUAUCAAAUUCCUUGUAUGAAUUUUUUUUAGGCCAUAGCAUGAAUAUCGUUUAGGAUUAAUUGGCGUGCAUGAAUUUCUUUUCAUUUAAUUUUCCCUUGCGCGAAUAUUUUUUUUGUACUUCGCCCUCCCCCCCCUCCCAUAAGUUUUCUAAUGGUCCGUCCCUAAACUGCGAACACAGACGUAUUUCCAGUCGCUGGAGAGAAAGGUGUAAUCGAAACCAAAGAGUUACUGAGGUACGCAAUGCAUGCAAAAGUGACAGAUUCCAACUUUAAAUUAAACCAGCUAGCUUAGGUGCGGGAGAGAAGUUGUACUGUCAGCAAUCCUUGUAAAUUUAUCCUUAAAGGCCUUCUCAGAUGCUCAACUGGAUAAGAUUGCCAUUUAACAGCCUUCAAAACAUGACAGUAAUCGCUUAUCAAUUUUUGGUUGAUAAGGUAGCAGAGGGACUUCAGUGGAUCACACGGCCAUUAAAGAAACUGAAAGACAAAAUAACGGAAAGCAUUUACUGUUAUUUGAAACCCAAAACUGACAACCCCAUAACAAUCAUCGAAGCCGUUCUGGAAGUGAUUUGGAGAGUGGUCAAACCUGUUUUGCAAGCUGGACAAUGGCUAUAUGAAUUUACGGCUGCUGUUAUUAAACAGGCGAAGGUA